GAGCGACUUAGCUUCGCUCCGCCCAGGGGCACGCGUAGGCUAACUAGGCUGUGUCUGGAGGCAGCGCGAGUGGAUCUUGCCCGCGGUCAACAUCGUCCGGCGGCAUGUCUCGGAAGCGCGCGGCGCGCAGCCAUAAGGCCAAGAAAGCUAGCACAGCUCGGCAAGAGGAGGAGGAGGCGGAUGUCUUUGAAGAUAAGAAAGUGAAACUCCCAAAGAAGAGCCUUCGCUCAAAAGUUUCACAAGGAAAAAGGAAGAGAGGUUCCAGUGAUGCUGGAGGCCCUGUAGAUGGUCCAGUAAAAAAGAAAGUGACCAAGGUGACUGUUAAAUCUGAAAACCUCAAGGCAAUAAAGGACGAAGCCCUCAGCGAAGGGGAAGAUUUCAGAGACUUUUCACGUGACCUCAAGAAGGCACAGCGUCCAAAGAGAGAGGCUGUCACGGACAAUGGCGGUGAUGAAGGAGAUGAGGAAGAAAGUGAAGAUGAUUGGGAAGAGGUUGAAGAACUUAGCGGACCUGCACAAGAUGACAUGGGAGGAAGUUCGGCCUCACAGUCUGUUCCGCCUCUGAAGCCAGUGGAGAUAGAAAUUGAAACACCAGAACAGGUGAAAACAAGAGAAAGAAGGGAAAAGAUAAAAAUGGAGUUUGAGACCCAUCUUCGGAGGAUGAUGAAACGUUUUAAUAAGGAAGUCCACGAGAACACACACAAGGUUCAUCUACUCUGCCUCCUGGCAAAUGGCUUCUAUCGAAACAGUGUUUGUAGCCAGCCAGACCUGCUAGCCAUUGGCCUCUCUAUUGUCCCAGCUCGCUUCACCAAGGUGCCACCUGAAGAUGUGGACUUGGGCUACCUUUCCAACCUGGUGAAGUGGUUCAUCGGAACAUUCACUGUUAAUGCGGACCUCUCAGUGCCUGAGCAAGGUAACCUGCAGACCACGCUGGAAAAGAGAUUCGCUAUUUAUUCUGCACGAGAUGAGGAAGAGUUGGUCCAUAUGUUCCUGCUGAUGCUGCGUGCCUUGCAGCUCCUGACCCGACUGGUACUGUCUCUGCAGCCCCUUCCUCUGAAGCCCUCUGUGGACAAGGCUCUGAAGUACAAUUUGCAAAAAAAAAAAAAAAAAAAUAGUUUUGUUUUUCUGCUUAAGAGAAAGAAACUUCCUAAGGAUAAAGCCACAGAGGAUUCUGGAGAUGCCGCAGGAACUUCUAGUCAAGUUCCAGAAAACCAGCCCACACUGCAGACUAGCAAAGGAACCAGACAGGGAAAAGCCUUUCCGAAGAACAAAGCAGGCACCAAAGGGAGGAGAACAGCAACCACAGGCCGCACAAAGCACAGAGAGCCCUCUUCCAGUGAGGGUGAGGCGGCUGGGCCCAGCAAGCAGCAGCCUCAGCAGCUCCGGCAUAGUCGUGCCCAGCGUAGGACUCCUAGGGUGUCUUACAAAGUGGAGAGUGGGAGCGACCCAGCUGCCAGCAGCUCUGACUUUGAGCCUUCCAGUGAGGAAGCCCAUUGUUCCUCUGAUGAGAGCUCUGAACCUGCCCCUCCCAGGCAGAGGAGGCCCUCUGCUCCACAGUUGAAGAAGGCUGGCUCCAAGAAUGACUCCAGGACCCAUCCAGGGAGCCGUCGCCAGCACCCAGCAUCUUCCAGCUCUCUGGGCAACAAGAGAAGCAAGAAAGUGUCCCAGGAUGAUGAAGAAGCAGGAGGGAAAGCAGCUGGUGUAGACCAGUGGCUGGAGGUGUUCUGUGAGAAGGAGGCAAAGUGGCUGUGUGUGGACUGUGUGCACGGGGUGGUGGGCCAGCCCCGGGCCUGUUACAGAUACACCACCAAGCCCGUGACCUAUGUCGUGGGCAUUGACAGCAAUGGCUGGGUCCGAGACGUUACUCAGCGAUAUGACCCAGCCUGGAUGACAGCCACCCGCAAGUGCCGGGUUGAUGCGGAGUGGUGGGACGAGACUUUGAGACCCUACCAGAGCCCAUUUGUGGAAAGGGAAAAGAAGGAAGACUUAGAGUUUCAGGCAAAACACCUGGACCAACCUCUGCCUUCUGCCAUUGGCACCUAUAAGAACCACCCUCUUUACGCCCUGAAACGACACCUCCUGAAGUACGAGGCCAUCUACCCCGAGACAGCAGCAGUGCUGGGGUACUGCCGUGGUGAAGCUGUCUACUCCAGGGAUUGUGUGCAUACCCUGCACUCCAGGGACACAUGGCUGAAACAGGCAAGAGUGGUGCGGCUUGGCGAGGUGCCCUACAAGAUGGUGAAAGGCUACUCCAACCGUGCCCGCAAGGCCCGGCUCGCCAACCCUCAGCUGCAGGACCAAAAUGACCUGGGCCUGUUUGGGCACUGGCAGACAGAAGAGUACCAGCCCCCUGUGGCCGUGGAUGGGAAGGUGCCACGGAAUGAGUUUGGGAACGUGUACCUCUUCCUGCCCAGCAUGAUGCCCGUUGGCUGUGUACAGCUGCACCUGCCCAAUCUGCAUCGUGUAGCCCGCAAGUUGGACAUUGACUGCGCCCCAGCUGUCACGGGCUUCGACUUCCAUGGUGGCUACUGCCAUGCUGUAACCGAUGGCUACGUUGUCUGCGAAGAGUUCAGAGAUGUGCUUCUGACUGCCUGGGAGAAUGAGCAGGCCCUCAUUGAGAAGAAAGAGAAGGAGAAACGUGAGAAGCGGGCUCUGGGGAACUGGAAACUGCUGGCUCGGGGGCUGCUCAUCAGGGAGAGGCUACGACUGCGCUAUGGGGCCCAGAGUGAUACAUCAGCUUCACACACAGGUACAGGAGAUGGGCUGUCUGAUGAGGAGGAGGGGACCAGCUCACAAGCAGAGGCGGCCAGGAUCCUAGCUGCCUCCUGGCCUCAGAACCGAGAAGGUGAGGAAGAACAGAAGCUAAAGUGCCCCAGGAGGACCCGAAAGGCGAAGAAAGAGGCUGCUGGCCAUCUGUUCCCAUUUGAGAAGUUGUGACCUGUGUUCCUGCUUCCAGGUGGAUCAGUUCAGGCCAGACUGAGUUCCUGCUGUAUGUUUCCCCAGGGCUACUCACCAAAGCCCCAGGCUGGGGGUGCUGCUCUGGAAUCCCUGUUCUUUCCAUCUUUGGAGAUGGGAUCAAUUUGUUUUCUUUAAUAGAAAGCACUGGGAAACUUGUGGAUGGAGGUAACCUAUCCAUCUCCACUGACCAGACCCUGUACCUUGGCCUCUCUUGGGCCUUAGGAUCCUUUCUCUGCAGAUCACUUAAUCCCUAAGUCAGGUCCCUACUGCUGAGCUCUGCCUCUUUGUAGAAGAUGAAAAGUGAGAAAGUACAGGCCCCCUUCGAUCAUGGCAUUGGCGCUGGGGCUAUUUCCUAAAGUCACAGCAGAAGACUAGGACAAAGAGUAACAUAGGCAAGGAAAACUAAUUGAGCAUUAAAGUAAUGUUAUAAAUAUGUGGAUCAGUGUUCAGGUAGAUUUCACUUAUUACCAGAUACAUUUACAAAGCUCUAUGUGCUCUUUGUUCAGGAUAAAUAAUUUUAUAACAUUUUGAGAAAAAAUAAAGCAUUUAUCUAAA
Molecule: messenger RNA, 3512 nt
Organism: Cavia porcellus (domestic guinea pig)
Lineage: Eukaryota; Metazoa; Chordata; Mammalia; Rodentia; Caviidae
Gene: Xpc
Product: XPC complex subunit, DNA damage recognition and repair factor
Exons: 16
Coding region: 105-2936 (943 amino acids)
Biological process (GO): nucleotide-excision repair; mismatch repair
Cellular component (GO): cytoplasm; XPC complex; nucleus
Molecular function (GO): damaged DNA binding; single-stranded DNA binding
Source: RefSeq, a predicted model, not a curated record